AUGAAGUCGUAUACAGUUAUUCAGUUCUCCUCAGCGGGCUGGAUGCUAGAGAACAGAACCAGCAACCAAUGUCUAGAUGAUGCUACUUCUUCACAAUUCCAGUAUAUAUUGGUAGAACAAGACGUAUUUUGCGCACAAAUCGAACCAGCACCGGAGCUUGUACAGUUCUUCCAGAUCCCUAGUCACCUCCUUACAGCCGUAUACAGACGCUCAAACGGGUUCUUCAGCUCUACGGAUGCUUUUAAUAAGGAUGGCCACCUUCGAUCUUGCUGCUACACCUGGCACGAGAUGACCUUUUGCUCGAAAUGGGCAUCCAGUCGUUGCGCAAUCCUGUGCAUUGGUGCGUCUCCAUUGUUCAAAGAGUUGCUGCAAGCCGCUCUUACCCAGCAGGGAACGACGUUACCGCUUUCAGAGCCCUAUUCGCUACACUUACCUCUGCUCGAAGCGAUCGUUUCCAUGCAGGACCUGUCAGUAUGGUCCAUGUGCGACGUUGUGCGUAGCUUUGAGAAGGCAAGAAAGGACCGCUCACUCAUAGCUCGUGAGCCUCAACAUUUUUCUACAAUGCACGACGCGGCGCGUCACGCCAUUCACUCCUUUGAAACGCUUACCGUGACUGUAGAGACUGCUGAGGCUAUGCAACAACAGGUUGCGUACCUUGCCGACAAGAGCAAGCAGCUUAGUGGAAGUGAGCCGAAGACGUGGCUCCAAGUGCGAAUGCGCAUGGAACUCCAAGUCCGGAUGUUUCACAACUUGCUCUUGAGGUCGCAGGCAAACAAAGAGCGGCUGCAGAACGAAAUUGCUCUGGCAUACAAUAUGAUUGCUCAGCGCGACAGCCAGGUCAUGGCAGGGCUUGGAGAGGCAGCAAAACUUGACAGUGGGGCCAUGAAGACGAUCGCUAUUGUGACGAUGGCAUUCCUUCCCCCAACCUUCUUAUCAGCCAUCUUCAGCAUGAGCUUCUUCAGCUACAAUCCCGAGUUGGGCGGAGCGGGAUGGUCAGUGUCGAGCAAGUUCUGGGUGUACUGGGUCUGCGCCAUACCACUGACAUCUCUAACGCUGGCCAUCUGGUACUGGCGGCAGAGAAGAGUGGGAAGCUGA
Molecule: messenger RNA, 1095 nt
Organism: Ascochyta rabiei
Lineage: Eukaryota; Fungi; Ascomycota; Dothideomycetes; Pleosporales; Didymellaceae
Exons: 8
Coding region: 1-1095 (364 amino acids)
Source: RefSeq, a predicted model, not a curated record